Marchantia polymorpha subsp. ruderalis is the source of this 3755-nucleotide messenger RNA. The record is from the annotation of a GenBank genome assembly. Lineage: Eukaryota; Viridiplantae; Streptophyta; Marchantiopsida; Marchantiales; Marchantiaceae.
GAAGCGUACGAAGGUGACGGGACGUCGUUUUAGGGAUUGCUCGUGCUCGUGGGCCCGGCCCAUUUUCGAGACGGGCGAUCCGCGACCAGCUCGGAAACUUGCGGUUUCUCUCGGAGCCUCGACGACCAAGGAAUGCGAGGAAAGGGAAAAGUAGAGGGGAUCGCAGGAGAGCGAUUGGAUCUGCUAUUGGUGGUCCCAGCGGCGAGGCGUUGUGCGUGUAGCUUUGCUCGACUGCUUCUAAUAUUGUACUUUUGUGCAGUUUGGCGAAGGGUCAACAGUUAAAGUGGUUCCGACUGGUUUCUUUCGUUCGAAUCUUGUGGCUCCCUGUUUCGAGUUCUUAAUUUGGCCUCUUGGUUGCACCUCAACUCUACCCCUCCCGCCGGAGGCUACUGCUGUUGAUGCUCGCGUUUUAUAACCCCUUCGUCGAAUGAUGUUCGCUGCAUACUCUUUUGCCAAGAAUUCGACGGGACGACACGGACCCUCCAGCAGUGACUCUGAGGUAGCUGUGGCUGCUUCCCAUCCCUUCAUUCAUUAAAACUCCGGAGUUCACUAGGAGAGACCCGGACCUGUCUCUUCCCAAUCUCUUCGUCCUCUCCCUCGUGCUCUCCGGAGUCACGAUAAAAUUCGCGGGGACUUUCUAGUUUCUUGGGACUGGGGCGGGUUGUAGGGGUGGGUUGAGCCGGCGACAAGCUCGCGGAUUUUUCAGCUGAUCGGUAAAGAGGAUGACGUUCAUCAAUCCCAAUGACGUCGCGUCCGCACUGCAAUCGAGACCUAGUGCGAAAGUAACGAGCGCUCUUCGUUCUUCUGAUCAGGCGCCUCUUCUGCCCUCUGGAAAUUCGCGUCCCGCUGCUGUGCAUGGGCAUCCUCUAUCUUCUGUGAAGAAGACUUUCGGAAACAUAGUGAUUUCCAUCGUCGGGGCUGGAGUUUUGGGCUUGCCCUACACCUUUUUGCAGUCCGGAUGGCUGUCGGGAUGUUUGGUGCUGCUAGCCGUCGCCGCUGCUUGUUACUACACGAUGAUGUUACUUGUACAGUCGAAGAGGAAAUUGGAGAACGACGGAGUGGAUGGGAUGGAAACGUACAGCGAUUUAGGGCUCUUCACUUAUGGCAAAGCAGGGCAAUUUGCCGUGGAUUUAAUGGUCGUAUUGAGCCAGGGAGGUUUCUGUGUCGCCUAUUUGAUCUUCAUCGGCGAGAAUUUGGCCACCGUCUUCUCCAGCAACGGGGACAAAGUGGACAAUUCGGCAUCCGGAUGGGUGGAUUUGAGUAGCGCGUCCCGUGACGAUGGACACAUUUACAGCAUCGGAGGAAUUCUCAGUAGCAUAGGCGCCGCGUGGGUCGGGUGGAAAGGAAAGUCCGUGUACAUCUGGAUCGUGUUCCCCAUGCAAGUGCUGCUGGCGUCAAUUCGAUCCCUCACCCGCCUCGCGCCGUUCAGCAUAUUCGCAGACGUUGCCAAUUUCUCAGCUAUGGCCGUCGUGAUGAGCGCGGACAUCGUCGUGUUCAGAGAGAGAGGAAUCAGUAGUGUGGACUCCUUCACGGGGCUCGGAUCCCUCCCGUUCGUCAUCGGGGUGGCAAUCUAUUCUUUCGAGGGAUUUGGCCUCGUUCUCCCUCUAGAGAGCAACAUGAAGGAUAGAUCCAAGUUUGGCCAAACUCUGGCUCUGGCUAUGACUUGCAUAGGUCUCGUGUACACAACGUUUGCCUGUCUCGGCUACUUCGCAUUUGGAGAAUCGACGAGGGAUAUCAUCACCCUAAAUCUCGGAGAUAGCUGGCAAACCACCAUCAUCAAGCUCGCGCUGUGCAUGGGCCUGUUCUUCACCUUCCCCGUGAUGAUGCACCCGGUGCACGAGGUGUUGGAGCGGAGAAUCGUCGGCAGGAACUCUCUUCCCGUCAGAUGCAUCACCAUCGUAGUGAUUGCUUGGAUGGCGGUCGCCGUGCCCCAUUUUGGCGAUUUCCUCUCGCUCGUCGGGAACAGCGUAUGCUGCAUUCUCUCUUUCGUCAUGCCUGCUAUGGUCCAUCUGCACGUGUUUUCGGAUGAGCUCAUGUGGCAUGAGUAUGCUAUAGACUACAUUUUCAUAGUGUUUGGUCUCAUCUUCGGGAUCUGGGGAACCAUUACUUCUUUGCAUGGUCUCUUCAACUGAUCGAGUCUCGGGACUUUUCAAGUUAAGAGAAACGGAAUUAGAGAGCUACAGCAGCCGGUGUGUAAUUUUCCGCAGGAACUCCAGGACGGUUGGACAUACUUGGCAUCUGGCGAGGAAAGUAUAAUGCGUAAAACAUUGAAAUGUCAGUGUGGAAGCCAUACCAGUCGUACGAGUGUACACCGCAGUUUUCUUCGUGCUUUCCAUCGAAUUGAGUAUUUACCUGUCGGAUUGGACUGUCGCAUAUAGAGGAGUGAAAGACACCAUUCUUAUACGUUCUGUCUGCUCGGAGAAAAUGGAAAAUUCUUUGGAAGCCCCGUCGUAAUUUUCAGGGCGUUCUCGGCUUCCUGAUCUGUUAAGAUAUUUUCCUAACUCGAGAGUUCGACUCGGUUCAAUGUGAGGCCGUCCGUCUCCAGGUUUAUUCACAUUGAGAGGGAGAAUUUGCUGUUCCCAACCGAAAUAGGGUUGCGAAACGCCCGUGCAGGAGAAUGCAGCGGCAGCAGGUUUCGCCUCUUCUGGUGUAUUUUCAUCGUAUCGAUCCAUUGCGCUUGGCUUUGUCAAGCAAAUUUUAUGUACAGACAAAAAAUCACUGCCUCUCAGGAGUGAUCGAGAUGCGGGAAUCAUGUUUAGUUUAGAUUACCCUUGUAACAAAUUGUUGUUCGGAAGUAGUUUACAGCAAAGUUUUUCGAGCCUAGGACCAACAAGUCCACCUUUCCGAAGAUGUCGGCGGCUUUAUUGUACAUAUUACGCCUGAUUUAGAUAAACUGUGGAUGGUCUGAACCCAAUGGAUACCUAUGUGUCUACAUUUUUUUUAUAUUAUAAUGGCCGACAUUUCGAGCGAGUACUUUCUCUGAUUCCAGCUUUGUUCUCCUCUGUCGAUCCAAAUCAGAAAUCGACUGAAUCUUGUGCAUUUUCGUCAGCUUUUUCCGAAUGGCAGGUAGUGUCAGUUGUGGAAACUUUAAGUACGUUGUGAAGAUUUUACGGGCAUUGUAUACACUGCAGAGAUGAUUGAAUAAGACUUUUGGUUUCAUUUGCAAGUCGACACUCUCAUAGGGCCGUUCGCCUGGGGUGCGGGGUCCAUGGAAUUGCCAGUUUGUACAGCUCUAAUGGACCGUGUGAUUGGAGGGACUUUAGUACUGAUUUCUGACAGGAGGUUCAUUAAUAACCUUGACAUUCUCACAUUGGGCUAUGCGCGGGCUACAGGUGGCUGGGAAGUGUCCGUGUUCCAAAAGUUUCCGACCUGUUCAAUUGUGCUUGUGUGAAAACUGUUGGUUGGUCCUCAUGGUUGCAGACGGACACGCUGACUCUUGCCUUGGUGGGUGGAGGCAGCACACCUCUUUGAGGCCAACGCAUCUGACCUACUACGUCCUUGUAGUGUGCUGUCUUUCCUAUAUUCACAAGCCGGAGCAAUGCCAUUGUCCUCGAUAAUUCUCAAAACUCCACGAAGGUCAUAUGUUCUCCUCCACUGCCUGUGGGCCUCAUCGUUUCAUCUUUUAGUUAAAUAUCCAGAAAAUCACUCCUGUUUCCGAUACUCCGUGGGGCACAUCGGGCUGCAACUCUAGAGUCUAAUUCUAGACAGACUAACAUGAAUGUAUCCAUCCCUGUUGGUUCAUUUACAAGUAGAAG